Messenger RNA from Drosophila busckii, 1014 nucleotides. RefSeq lists its product as uncharacterized. Bases 117 to 989 code for a protein of 290 amino acids. The record is from RefSeq and is a predicted model, not a curated record. NCBI's taxonomy places the organism in Eukaryota, Metazoa, Arthropoda, Insecta, Diptera, Drosophilidae. The transcript has 4 exons.
UGUUUUCUCACCUUUGGAGGUGGUAUAUAAAAACGUGUGGGUCGCUAUGCCGUCAGUUCAAACGUUUAAGAGCGAGCACGCGACCAACUACCCAGUAACAAAUAAUAACAAUAACAAUGAAGAUGCGCAGCUGUCAAUUAUUGUUAACAUUGCUAGUGACGCUGCUCUGCAUUGAAGGCCUGCUGGCCGCUUGCGUCUGCUCGGAGAAGGGCACGGAUUACUGCCAGAGCUGCCAGGGCUCGACCAUAGUGCGUCCCAAGCCGCGCUACUAUGAGACCAGCGAGGUGAACCUAGCGCCCAUUGGCGACAAUUGCUGGUGCAGCAAGCAGUUGAUUGAACCCGCUCAACUGCCCAAGACCUGCGGCAAAAAGCCGCCAUGCAAGCCCAGCUGUAGCUGCAGCAAGUGCAGCGGAGAUAACAGCUACGACAGCUCCAUCAUCAGUUCCAGCUACAACAAAAUCGGUUAUGCUGCCGAGAAGCAACAGGAUGAGAGCCCUGCUGCUGACCCGAUCAGCGUCAGCUUGGCUGCACAAGCUGGCAAGGCCAUCAAUGUGCCUGAGGCCAAGCUGGCUUAUGGCUUUGCCCAAAAACCCGUUGAUGGACAGCAAAAGGUCUUCUUCUCCAAUGUGCCCGAAGAGAACUUGUUCAAGCUCAAGAGUGAGGUGAUUACACUCAAGAAGCGCAACUAUGCCAAGCCACAGGAAGAGGAGGAGGACUACGUUGAAGAGGAGGAGGAGCAAGCAAGCGAUGAUGAUGAUGCGCCACCGCAGUUGACAUACAAGCAACUGGGCUACGCUACCGAACAGUUCAAGAACCCCAAAUUCAAAAAAGUCAGCGCCAAAAAGUCAAGCUACAGCACCUGCAGCACAGAAAGUGAUGGCUACGGCAAGGUGGCUGGCAAAGUGUCUGUCGAUUGUGGCUUCAAGCCUGGACGCAUAACAUCCUAUCGCAAUGCGCGUCGUCAGGAGCUGGACGAGGGCAGCUACUAAAGUAUCGCAAGCUACUUUGUAUAUA